GCGAGAACGCGCCGCACAGACUGUGAUGAAAGCCAGAGAGCGAGAGAGAGAGAGAGAGAGACGGAGGGAGGAGAGGAUGCGAGCAGGUGGAGCGCCUCUCUGCUGAUGCGCGGAUCCACGGACACGUUGUUCCUUCAUUUAACUCCGAAAAACCUCCGGGCUCUUCUGAAGGCUCUGAAAACUAAGCAGGUGCCAAUAUGGGGAACGGUUCAAUGAAAUCAAAGCGCUACAAACACACUGACGGCUGUGCGCACAAAGAUCACGGCGGUGGGUUCAAAAACUCGACCCUGGAUUUCCUGAGGGCCCGGGUGGAGGAGCUGGAGCGAGAGGGCAAGAGGAAGGAUGAGGAGCUUUGUGUCAAAGAGCAGCAGAUCAAAGGUCUCCAGGAGCAGCUGGCCAAACACACACGAGUGCUGGCCGAGAUGAGCGAGGAGCUGCAGAGUAAGUGCAUCCAGCUCAACAAACUGCAGGACGUGAUGAAGAGCGGAGCAUCGGCGGGUCUUGCUUCGAGGCCUCCUUCAGUCAAAGCCAGCAGCAGGGGCAGCCCCAACCUCAGCAUUCGCAUCAAGGAAACCCUGAACAGAAGGAAAGGCGCCAAAGCCGGGGUAUCUGCCGAACCCACAUCAAGAACCUACGACUCCAGCGGUCUGCCAAAGUUCUCCUUUGAGAAGGCUCGGGUACCAAAGGAUGCAAGUGUAAAGAAGCUGCUGACAGAUGCCCUCAACAAGAACCAAUACCUGAAGAGGCUGGAGCUGCAGCAGAUCAAAGACAUGGUGGAGUGCAUGUAUGAGCACACUUACCAGCAGGGAGAGUACGUCAUCAAGCAGGGAGAGCCUGGGAACCAUCUGUUUGUCCUGGCAGAUGGGAAGCUGGAUGUGUUUCAGCAUAACAAACUGAUCACAUCGAUAACGGUGUGGACUGCGUUUGGGGAGUUAGCCAUUCUGUACAACUGCACGCGGACCGCAUCAGUGCGAGCUGUGAACAAAGUGAGGACGUGGGUUUUGGAUCGGGAAGUUUUCCAGAACAUUAUGAGGAGGACGGCCGAGACACGACACGAACAGUAUCGCAACUUCCUCAGAAGUGUUUCACUUUUGGCUAAUCUACCAGACGACAAGCUAAGCAAAAUAGUGGACUGCCUGGAGGUGGAAUACUAUGACAAAGGCGAGUACGUCAUCCGAGAGGGAGAGGAGGGCAGCACCUUUUACAUCAUCGCACAAGGAAAGGUGAAAGUGACCCAGACCACCGAGGCCCACAAGCUGCCACAGAUCAUCAACACGCUGCAGAAGGGAGACUACUUUGGAGAAAAAGCACUUAUAAGUGACGACGUCAGGUCUGCCAAUAUCAUUGCUGAUGAGAACGGGGUGGAGUGCCUCGUCAUCGACAGAGAGACAUUUGAUCAGACGGUGGGCACCUUCAAUGAGCUGCAGAAGUACCUCCAAGGGUACGUGGCAACACUCGAUCGCGACGACAAGAAGAGACAUGCCAAGAGGUCUGUGUCACGCCACCAAAGUCAGCCUCUGUCUCCUGACGUCAUCCAGCUGAAGGAACUGGUUUCUGAAUUCUCUUCAUCCAGGCCCUUUGAUCACCUGGAGGUCAUUGCUACCCUUGGGGUCGGCGGGUUUGGACGAGUAGAACUGGUGAAGGUGAAGACUGAGGAUGUCACCUUUGCACUCAAGGUCAUCAAAAAGAAGCAUGUGGUGGACAACAGGCAGGAAGAACACAUCCACUCAGAGAGGAGGAUCCUCGCAGAGGCUCGCUCGCCUUUCGUAGUCAAACUGUAUCGCACAUUCAAGGAUAACAAAUAUGUGUACAUGCUGCUGGAGGCCUGUCUGGGUGGAGAGGUCUGGAGUCUGCUCAGGGACAGGGGCAGCUUUGAUGAAUCUGCUGCUAAAUUCUGCGUGGGCUGUGUCACGGAGGCUUUCGAGUACCUCCACCGGAAAGGUGUCCUCUACAGAGACCUGAAGCCCGAGAACCUCAUUCUGGAUUCUGAAGGAUACAUCAAACUGGUCGACUUUGGCUUUGCCAAGAAGAUCAGAUGUGGCCAGAAGACUUGGACCUUCUGUGGCACUCCAGAGUAUGUGGCACCAGAGAUCAUCCUCAACAAAGGCCACAACUUCAGUGUGGAUUUUUGGUCUUUGGGCAUCCUGGUGUUUGAGCUUCUUACCGGCAGUCCUCCGUUCUCAGGAAUUGACCAGAUGAUGACGUACACUUUCAUCUUGAGAGGCAUUGAGAAGAUGGACUUCCCGAAGAAGAUAACAAAGAGACCGGAGGACCUCAUACGCAAGCUAUGCAGGCGGAACCCCUCAGAGCGACUGGGCAAUCUCAAAAAUGGAAUAACUGAUAUUAAGAAGCACAGGUGGUUUAAUGGCUUCAACUGGGAGGGGCUGAAGGCAAGGACGUUACCAUCGCCACUGAAAAGAGAACUUACAGGACCAACAGAUCACAGUUACUUCGACAGCUACCCUCCAGAUGAUGACAGUCCUCCUGAUGAGCUGUCUGGUUGGGACAUGGACUUCUGAGGACUUCUCCAUCUUUCCAACAUUUUCCUUCCACUGCACACAUUAACAACUAAAAUCUAACAGCAAAAGUGGACUUACAGGUGACUUUACAUCACCUCAGCCAUGGUUUAGCAGCUUUAUGAUUGUCACAGAUUGACAGAUAAUUGAAAAUGGGAUAUUACCAAAAGGUAAACCCGUAUUGCUCCUGCAUCUCCAUACAAUAUGUGCACAUUUGAAUGGAAGCCUUCAAAGGUGUAAAGGUUUACUGCUUGACUUUUCUUUUACUCUCUGUUUCACACUAUUUUUGACAAAGAUGUCGAGAAAAAUCGAAGCGAUUCAGAACAGUUUUAAGCUGCUCCAACAGCCGCGUCAGCGUUCAACAUUCGAACAAAACUGGAUGUGAAAUGCACAAGCUUUUACCUCAGAGGAGUCGGGCCACCACCAAGACAUUUGCCAGAAGCAGAUUAAGAACAUUACCAGAAAGGAUUUUAUUAAUGCCAACAAAACAGGAGGUUCUGGUUAAUGGUGCUCAGUGUCACAUUAAUUAGCAUGAAGCUGCCUAGCUUGACAUACAGGAUUAAUGUAUUAAUCGUUAACCCAGACAAAACUUCAGAUGUAGCCCCGUUAUGCAACAAAAAAAGAAAGAUUUCUAAUAUUUGUGUUGAAUCACACUAAGUCAGGUAAGUUAACACUCCUCAGCUGGCUAAUGUUAGUGGGCUAAGAGGACACUCAGGGCUACUGUGGCUGCACAGAAUCAACUAGCUCAAUUUGUGGUAUUACUGUGGAAUAUAACAGGUUCUCAUAGUUAGAAUAAGUAAGGUUAGCAUCACAGUAGGAUAAAAAUUCUUUCUAUACCUUCUAUAUGACGUACACUCAUCAGCAACUGGGAGUCACAAGCCAUAUUAUCAGUUCAACACCUCGUGCAGCCGCAGACACUCAGUUACAAAAAUGCCACACAAACGGCCUAAUCGGCUCACUGCAGAGUUAAACAGCUCGUUAUGAAACCGUCAGCCUGGAACCGGGUAUUGGGAUACACUAGGAGUCAAUAAUAACGCUAUUAUAAACAUUAAUGAGCUUCUCUAUAAUCUGCUGCUGAUAUGUGCUGCACCAGGGUGGUGUGCUGGAUAAACACCUCCACCCCAUAUUCAAUUAAAAUGUUUAUUUUUAUUUAUAUAGGCCCGGUUCACAACAGUUGUCAUCUCAAGACUCAUUACAUUAUAAGCUAAAGACCCUACAGUAUUACGGAGAGAACCUCAAAGAUCACAUGAGGUAGAGAAGCAGAACCAGCCUCAGGGAGGGGCAGGAAACUAACCAAAACUACAGGAGAGUUGAUCCCAUGCAAUAGGGCGAUAUAAACACAUGGGAAGUGAUAACAGCCAGCACUGUGACUGGGGGAUAAACUCCUCCAUGUAACUGUCCCCUUGUGGAAGUUUGAGCCCCUCUGUAAAGCACAGUAACCCUGUGAGUUAUUUUAGAGCUGGUGAAAGCGAACCUGCACUUUAACCAAUCCUGAACGUGCACUGUUUUCUUAAAAACAUCUCCCAGUGGCAAUGUGGGCAUUUCAGGGUAGCUUUCCAGUUGGUAAUGCCCACAAAAAACAGUAAAAACUAAAUUUAUUGUGCUAACAUCACAUUAGAGUAACUACAGACAUGCAGAAAUUACAGAAAUGAUUCACUGUCGUGUUUGUAGUUUUAGAUUUCCUGAAGUUAUUGGGUACAGCUCAAGCUUUUUUAAGUUUGCCCUCAGGCACAGUACAUUUUAUGGAUGGUCCAGAAACACUCGGAUGGUGUCAUCGAGCUUCAUAACCGAUUGCUUUGGAGGGACCAAGAGUUUAUUCAGCUCAGCAUUCUUUGCCAUACGUCAUACUAUUCUUAUUUUCAAUUCCCUAAUUGCUCUUUUACUUCAGAAACAUCGAUGCGGCCUUUAUUUCUAACAGCUAAAGGGAAUUUGAGGAGAUGACACUGCGUUGAAAACCAACACACGCUGGAUAUGUACCCCAACAGAAACAUCCAUGAAGCAUCUGUAGCUCCUUGUGCCAACUGUGUUAUCCUCACAGCCUCUUCACUUUUGUCACAGAUGACAAACAAAGACAGGAACACCUUCUCUCCACUUGAAUCAUAAAGUGUGAGCGUCUCGCGGUGGGCUUCCUGAGCCGGAGACACGUUUGAGCCGUUGAUGAUGUGAGGAGGAACAGCAGAGGCCGAAGUGAGCAGAAUAUGUUUAGGGUUUACUGUGAGGUGAUUCUGAGGAACCUGGGGUUUAAAUUGGUGUGUUUUCCAUUUUAAACAUUUGAGGUACCACGUCUCUGUGUAUAUACACUCAAUAUAAUAAAGCACAAGCAUCCGAAAUACACAGUUUAUACAAUCUAACCUACUUGCUCCUUUAUAUAAACCUUAAAAAAAACGGGUGAGUGAAUUUGUAAAUAUCAUGUAUAUUGUAAAUGUGUCCUCUGAUUGGUGAAUGUAUGUGUGAGUUUGGAGGAGCAGUGCUGUUUCAGGACAGAGUUUUUUAACUGCAUUUACACAAUCCCUUCAAACCGAUCGGUUUAACAUUUGAACUUUUUCAUUUUAUUAGUAAAGUGGCAUUAACUCCAAUUUCCUUUGGGCUGAUCUGGAGGUUCUAGUCCACAGCAGAUAUUUCCUUUUCCUUUCAACAGCCCUAAAAGAGGUCUUACCUGUGGUUGGAUCACACUCAAAGAUGUGGGCCGUCCUACAGUGGCCCACUUGUUGCUGCAAUGGAAAACCGGAGGUGGAUUUAGACGUUGAAUUCACAAAUUCUACUGUCAUUACUGCAGAGGCAGAUCUGAUGGUAAAAGCAGAGGCAUUUUGGUUAAUGGCAGUCAGCGGAGCUCUCUCUGACAAAUGAAGCUAGUGGUCUGUGUGUGAGAGUGGAAGUUGUUUGUUUAUUUAAAUGACUCACGUCUUGCAUUGUAAUCAGAAGAUUCUCAUCACAAAAAAUGGAAAUGUAUCAUGAGUGAAAGUGCAGUUUUAUGAAGGUAAAUAUGAUGCAAAAUUCGCGGGCCUGUAAGAUAAAAUGUAGAAAACAUUUUAAGUUUUGUUUUCACUUUUAAAAAUGUUUCACACUCUUGUGUUACAUCUACAAGCUCUGACACGUUGCUACAUGUUUACCUUCGUACAGUUUAGGCCAGCAAGCCCACGGGGUGUGAUCAUAAAGUUAUGAGAAUGGAUCAAUAAAAGUUUGAUCCAUUCUCACCUUGUUGUGCAACUUUGGACCAUUUUCAGCAUGGCUGCUAUUCUCUCAGAGGAAGUCCCAUUAUGUACUUGUACCUCUGGUAUGUGCUGGAUUUAUUCCACUGCGUCAAAAUGGUGAUUCCUCAACCUUUCAGUGGGUGUGCUUCAACCUUUCAGAAAAGCAAAUCUGUCGAGUGUACUUUGCACUCAAACUGGACAGCUAAAAACCUGCUAAGCUCUACCUGCAGACCCAGCUCUCAUCAGCCGUGACAGUGCGAGAUACAAAAUCUGGGUCAGCUGGAAGCAGAAGUCUGAGGUUGGUGAGAAAUCGCAGCACGGACAGUGAAAUUUGUCAGAACUGGACAUCCGGGGAGGGAUCUAAAAAUAGCAGCCACGCUGGAAGAUGACUGAGAAGAUGACCUUAUGCGAUUGGCCAAAUAUAAAUCAGGCAAAGCUUUUAAAUAUUAUGAAUAUGUUCGAAAGUUCUUAAUCAAAUGUUAUAGUGUAAUAACAGAUAUGUGGGGAGGCAGCUAAAUAGCUGGACUUUAACACUUUAAAGUGGUUGAAGACAAAGUGAUUGAACUUAACUGGACUGCUAAUCAGCACACAUAAUGUGCUACACUGUAUCUAUACCUGCCUUUGUCUGACGCAAUCCUGAAAAAAUAUAUAUACACUGUAUAUGAACAAAAAGUAAAUAAUCUAAUAAAAAGGGACAAACAUCCCUGUACAUACAGAUAUACCUUUGAAUUUUGGUACUUGUACCUUGUACCUCAGAAACAGAUUUUGUGUUAUUUUCAGGAGGUACAGAGGGAGAAAAUACAUGAACUUUAAGUAUUUUUCUUUUGUUUUGUUUUAAAAUGGGAUACAGCAUUUCAUAACCAAAGGUGGACAA
Messenger RNA from Haplochromis burtoni (Burton's mouthbrooder), 6581 nucleotides. It is a transcript of the gene prkg2, whose product is annotated as protein kinase cGMP-dependent 2. Lineage: Eukaryota; Metazoa; Chordata; Actinopteri; Cichliformes; Cichlidae. The record is from RefSeq and is a predicted model, not a curated record. The coding region runs from base 198 to 2519 and encodes 773 amino acids. Gene Ontology annotation, biological process: protein phosphorylation. The transcript has 19 exons. Gene Ontology annotation, molecular function: cGMP-dependent protein kinase activity; ATP binding.